AUGUCGACGAGAAGUGCUGCGACCGGAGCAUCAGGUACCUCAUCAACAACAAAGCGAAGAAAAUCCAGGCGUAGUGGAAGCGUCGGAAGCAGGGGAAGUAAAGGUAGUAAAGGCAGUCGAAGCAGUAGAAGUAGCAGAGGUAGCAAGAACAGCAGAGGUAGCAGAAGACGCAGAUCAUCCAAAGGCACCGGUACCAGUACCCCCACUAGAAACCGCAGGAAUCAAGCCUCGAAAUCCCCUAGCUCCGGGAGUACAUCCAGACGCAGUAAAAAACGCAGUCGAGACAGAAAAAGAAGAGAUCGUGAUGAUGACGAUGACGACGACGAUGAUGAUGAUGAUGACCGAUCCGAACGAAGUCGUCGCAGUCGCAAGAAGAAACGCAGCAAGGGCCGGUCAUCACGGCGGUCAUCCUCUGACUCUGGCAGCGACGACCGCAGUCGCCGCGGGUGUAGUAAAUCCUGCGAGCAUAAAAACAAGAACAAAGCUACCGGUAACUCCUACGUACAUGUAAUAGACAAGAGUGUACUGUGUCAGUCGCCAUUAACUUCCGCUCUGCAGCAGGCAGCAGCCUAUAUCAAUGUGGGUAAUACCCAAACAACUAAAUUAUUGGAGUAUCCCCCUAAUACACCGCAGUGCAAACCUGAUUGUCCUUAUAAUUGCAAGGUUAUUAAAAAUGCACCGUGUCAGAAGAAUGGCGGCGCGGCGGGGACAGGCUGUAACUGUUGUAAAUAA
Molecule: messenger RNA, 732 nt
Organism: Dalotia coriaria
Lineage: Eukaryota; Metazoa; Arthropoda; Insecta; Coleoptera; Staphylinidae
Exons: 1
Coding region: 1-732 (243 amino acids)
Source: RefSeq, a predicted model, not a curated record